Molecule: messenger RNA, 1404 nt
Organism: Girardinichthys multiradiatus
Lineage: Eukaryota; Metazoa; Chordata; Actinopteri; Cyprinodontiformes; Goodeidae
Gene: gtf2b
Product: general transcription factor IIB
Exons: 7
Coding region: 220-1077 (285 amino acids)
Biological process (GO): transcription initiation at RNA polymerase II promoter; transcription preinitiation complex assembly
Cellular component (GO): nucleus; transcription preinitiation complex
Molecular function (GO): TBP-class protein binding; RNA polymerase II general transcription initiation factor activity
Source: RefSeq, a predicted model, not a curated record
UGUAUGCUCAAUUAAGACACCUGUGCACGUCGCUGGAUGCUACCAGUAUCGGUACGAAGACAAAGUAAGGUAUUAAGAUAAAAAUGGACAGAAUGGACAAUAACAUUUCCUGAAUGUUUUGUCGGAAGGCGCACACGUGGAGAAGCCUUGGCCUUACCCAGAGUUCAGUGUCCCAACCAUCCUGAUGCCAUACUGGUGGAGGACUACAGAGCAGGAGACAUGAUUUGUCCUGAAUGCGGCCUUGUUGUCGGCGAUCGUGUUAUUGAUGUGGGAUCAGAGUGGAGGACGUUUUCUAAUGAGAAAGCUCUCAAAGAUCCAUCCAGAGUGGGAGAUGCCCAGAACCCACUGCUCAAUGGAGGAGACCUGACCACCAUGAUCAGCAAGGGAACAGGUGCAGCCAGUUUUGAUGAAUUUGGCAACUCAAAGUAUCAGAACCGCCGGACCAUGAGCAGCUCUGACCGGGCCAUGCUGAAUGCCUUUAAAGAGAUCAGCACUAUGGCAGAUCGUAUCAACCUGCCAAGGAACAUUGUAGACAGAACGAACAACUUAUUCAAGCAGGUUUAUGAACAAAAGAGUCUGAAGGGGCGAGCCAACGAUGCCAUCGCCUCAGCCUGUCUCUACAUCGCCUGCAGACAAGAGGGGGUACCAAGGACUUUUAAAGAGAUCUGUGCUGUCUCCAGGAUCUCAAAGAAAGAGAUUGGUAGGUGCUUCAAACUGAUCCUGAAAGCGCUGGAGACCAGUGUGGAUCUCAUCACCACGGGCGAUUUCAUGUCCCGCUUCUGCUCCAACCUCGGCUUGCCUAAACAGGUGCAGAUGGCAGCUACGUUCAUCGCCAGGAAAGCUGUAGAGCUCGACCUGGUGCCUGGCAGGAGCCCCAUCUCCGUGGCUGCUGCAGCCAUUUACAUGGCCUCCCAGGCCUCUGCUGAGAAGAAGACCCAGAAAGAAAUCGGAGAUAUCGCCGGCGUUGCAGACGUCACCAUCAGACAGUCGUACCGACUCAUCUAUCCACGUGCAGCAGAGCUUUUCCCUCCAGACUUCAAGUUUGACACGCCUGUUGAUAAACUGCCUCAACUGUAAACUCCACCUACCUUGUGCUGAAGUCGCUUUGCUGCACGUUUUAUGUUGGUUUAGGAUUUAAACUAAUUCUUUGGUUGUGGUCAAAACAAGCAGACUUCAUCAAGCCACUGUGACUGAAAUACAGAAACAUUCCAGAGCUUCAACAGCUUGCAGACUGCAUAUACUGCACCAUGUAUAUAUGUCCAAGCGGGAAAAGUAACUGAAACUUGCAGUUUUAGGCUGGUUUUCAUACUGUAUACUCAAAGCAAUUCUUUUGUAGAAAAUUUACCAGGUUCUAUUUUGUUUGAACAGUUUCAAGUAAUUAAAAAAUAAAGGAUUUUCAAUUAA